AUGCCCACCAAGGGCGACACGAAGGAGAAGGUGCGCUCCAAAAGGAAGGAGGAUUCCAAAGCAGAGAAGAGCAAAGCUAAGAAGGACGCUGUCAAAACAAAAAAGGAUGCAAAAGAGAAGUCCACGGUGAAGUCAGGAUCCCGUCGAAAAGAGUCACAGCGCAACCAGGCCGAGGACGAAGCAAAGGAGCGGAGAGAUGCAGCGGCCACGGCGGCUGCCAAGAAGCGCAAAGCAGAAGAUGCGACCGGCCCUUCCAAAGAGAAGAAGAAAAAGAGCCGGAAGGACAAAGAGACUUCAAAGUCCAAGGCUCCAGAAGCGCCCUCAGAUCGACGGGUGCAAGGGGGCGCCGCGGAUGCAGCGAAAGCCAAGAAAGAGAAUAAGGAGAAUGGGAAAGAUGAGAGGACUGAGAGGAAGGGGAAGGAAGCAAAUGACAAGGAGCGGCAGGAUCGAGACAAGCGGAGCGGAGCUGCACGAGGUGCCACGGGUGCCUGUGCUGCAGAAGCCCUGGAUGGCGAUGAUGGUGAGAAGCUGCAAACCGGGGGCUCCGCCGGGGGCUCCGCCGGGGGCUCUUCAGGCAGCAGGCCGCCAGCAUCCAAAAGUCGAUCUCCCGCCAUGGCCAAGGCGGCGGAUCCCGUGAGCAAAGAGAAGGCCGAUAAAGCCGACAAAGCCCACAAGCGAGGAUCUGACAGCGUCUCGGACUACGACAGCGAGAGCGCCACUUCUGGAGCCCGACGUCGAAAGCGCCGUGAAGAAGCUGGCUUGAAGGCAGCCUCAGGAUUUGGACUGGCCCCGCCACCGCCAGCACCGGAUGCGAGCGGUCCGGUCAUGUACGGCCCAUCAAGUCUGAUGCCUUUGCCUGACAAGGUGAAGGGGCUUCUCGAGCACAAGGAUUCCCUGGCGCAGGAAGUCCUUAGAAUGAAAAUGGCCGUGGAGGCCGCGACAGGGCAGCCAAGCAAGGUCGAAGGAAGGGAGGAGCCCGCUGAGACCACGCUGAAGAUGCCCACGCGGCUCACCGAGUGCUUGAUGGACCCCGCGAACCAUGCGAAACUGCUCAUCAAGACCGGCCUGCUCUCUGCCACUCUGAACGAGGAGAAGCACCUGGUCCUGCGAGCCCCAUCCCCAGGGCGCCUGAAAAAGACUUUGGGCCACCUGCGCCGCAUUGCGUGGGCCUGCCAAUGGGGUUGCAGCAGCGCCAAGGUCUUCGCACUGCUGGCAGAACGGCCCGCAAAACCACUGAACUCCAUUGUGUUGAGACUCGCUGCUACUUCCAGUCGCCUGUCAUCUCAUGAUGCAAAGCUGAGUGCCAAGAUGCGCAAGCUGCGCAUGGGCACGCAGGCAGGCCCUGGCAUGCUGGUGCUUGAGGGCAUAACGGGCCUCUCCCGCAAGCACUGUACAAUCACCUUUGAACCAGACAAGGGUGCUUGCUACGUGCAGGAUGUAUCCACAAACGGCACUUACCUCAAUGGCAAGCGGCUUCCCAGACCACCGUACAAGAACCCUUCGGACGCUCGAGUGCGUCUUUUUCAUGGGGAUGAGCUGCUGUUCAAGCUACGUAGUGAGGACGCGGAGGAGUUGGGAUACGUCAUCAACCUGGUCGAACUCAGUUGA
Molecule: messenger RNA, 1608 nt
Organism: Symbiodinium natans
Lineage: Eukaryota; Dinophyceae; Suessiales; Symbiodiniaceae
Source: the annotation of a GenBank genome assembly